CUCACUGCAGUUCCCCACCCGUCCACCCCCAAAAAUCCUCGCUCACAAACCCAGCUGUCAGGGCCAGCCCUUUGGUAAGUGACUGAUAGGGUUGAGGCACCACCUAGUGGCGUAAACUGAAAAUACCCCCCAAAGGCUGUCCCUGGAGAACCCCAGGCAAAGAGGGCAACGGCGAUCUGGCGAUCUGUCCGAGGCAGGAAAAGGGAACUGGAAAGCAAAAACUGCCCCCACUCAAAGACUUUCUGCCUUCCCUGUAGCCCAUAGCCACACAUCAUUAAAAGGCAUUUUUUUAUGCCAGGCUGUGUAAGGGUUUACCCAGCAUAUUGGGAACAAAGCAAGAGCUAGAAUCCAGGAGACCUGGACCCCAGACUCCAGCCACUUACUGUCCAACAAACUGGAAAACUGUGUCUCCUAAGAUCUCUCCCCAGGACUGUGGGCCCCCCUGGAUAACUGUGGGCUGUAUUCAGCAUCUGGGGGAGACUCAAUAGAGAAGUUAGUGACGAUGAAGGAGCCGGCAAAGAAAGGGAAAUGGGCAAAAGAAAGUUCUUUCUUCUCAAAGAACAGUUUCUGCUGAGUUUAUGCAGAAACCUCUGAGUCAAGGGCGGGGGAGCAGAGGGCACUAUUGCAGGGGGGACCCCUCCUUCCUUGCUGUUUCAGGAGUUGUUAGUGGGUGUCCAUCCCUUGUCCCUUAUUUCGCACAGGUUAAGGAGCAGUCCAAGGAGACCAGAUCAAGCGGGAGCGCGGUGGCCCCGACGCUCCUGCAGGAGAGGGGUUGGCAGGUUAGGUCAACGCCCCCGGCAGAGCUGUAGUCUAGAUCAGGCAUGUGAUGACGGAGAGCUGCAGGAAAGAAGGGACAACUAGGAGGUCCAGUCUGAGGGAACAGGGUGUAAGUACAGCUUCUAGAACGCUGGGCAAGGUUCGUGCUUUGGUGCUGGUACAGACGAGGCUGUUCACUGGUGAAAUCGAUGCAGAGUGGUAGGGCCCAGCCCCAGGAAACCAGGCUGCUGACCUGGCUCCCCCCACCCUACCUCUAGAAACCCAGGGGGAUGGAGAAAUUCCAAGUAAGCAAAGGAUCAGACAGGAGAGGUCUGCACAGACCAAAGUAGCUUCAGGAAGCAGCCAAAUGCAGUGUCCGUCAAUGCCAGGUUCAGCGAUGGUCCAUCUACACAGAUUGGUCCCGAGUCCGUUUAGGUUAGCAUUGUGCUUGGUGUAAUAGACUCUUGACUCUGCAGGAACCAAGGUUCUGGUACAUUUUCUCAGAAUGAGCCGCCAAAUGUUCUUUUCAGUACCUGGGCUUUAUUAUAUAUACCUACUCUCAGGCACCCAGCCCCUGCAAGCCCAGGACUCAGGCCAAGGCAGAGGAUAUUUCCCCGAUUUGAGCCUCAGGAAUUUUUGCCCUCUGGCACAGCUGGACUGGCAUCCAUCCACCCCUUCACCUUCCUGUUAGUCUCUCUGCUCGAGUUCCUGAAGCUCCAGGCUCCCCGGACUCCGUUCUCUCUCGUCUAUUUUGGCUCACCUUUAUUUUCGUUUUUCCAUGUUGGUUCUAUCUUUGGGUGAAGUGUGGCUUCUUCACCUCUUGUUCCACACUGAGCUCAGGACUUAGUCUCAACAGUGGUCAUGUGGCCUUGUUGGUCAGGGUUGUCCCGUUGAGAGCCUCUCCAAUGUCCGUCUGAUCCUCCCCACGGCUGCCAGACCGCCGUCUCUCCCUACUGCAAAAGCUGAGACCACUGAAGAGCUCCCUGAACUCGUUCCAACCAGAGGAGUCACCCCAAGACUGUCAUCUGUCUGUCAUACAGAGCUGGUUUGCAUGCCCUGAGAUCAGCGAAUGGAAGAACCUUGCUCUGUAGAGAAACUGUUGUUUCUGAUGGAUUCUACAACCGGGUUCUGCGUGGCCGGCGACCCCCUAUAGCAGUGCCCUAUUGCAGCGACCACUCACCGUAUACACAGCCGAGUGCCGUGGGGAUAUUGAGAAGAAGAGAAAGACAGCCUGGUCGGGGAUCAAGGACGAGUAUGCAAACCACUGACCGGCAUGGGAAGCAGCAUGAAAUCAGUGCCAUUAGAGAGAUUCAAGCGAGAAGCACCAUGAAAUGGGCCGUUAAAUCCAUCUUGGUAAAGGAGUUCCUGACACUGAAUAUUCCUCAAAAAAGACUGUUUAAAAAAAAACAAAUUCUAUCUAUAUCUGAAAGAUGCCUUGUUUUUAAAAAUUAUCUACCCACAGUCUGCGUAUUACAGGCACAGAACCUAUAUUUCCUACCAGGACACAGGAGCUUUUUCAUAUGCACUAUUUUUUAAAACCUAGCUCUAAAUUAAAGAAAUAGAAAAUGCCACUGUUAUUCACAAAACAAAUAAUGGGUCCCUUGUUUCCAUAAUAAACUUUUAAGGGAGUUUGUUCCUAAUGGAAACUCAUUGUUACUAAAUAAAAAUCUUCUUGGGGAGGAAAAAAUUACCUUAUAUAUAAUCUACAUUGGGGAUGCAAAUUGUAGAGAAACAGACACCAAAGGAUUUGCAUGUAAUCAAAUUUAAAGCAAGUCAUCUCAGAAGCAUCACUACCAUAUACAGAAGCCUUUCCCAUCAGGAUCAGGCUUACCUUGCCAGAGACCGGGAUCCCUUAUCAAGGAAAUAUUCACCAGAUAUCCGGCAUCACUGCUAAGAAGGAAAUUCACCAGAACCAUCCAGAAUGGAAAGUGUCCCAGGAGACUACAGCAAACGCGUGUAUCAAGGCGUGCGAGUCAAGCACACGGUCAAAGAUCUACUGGCAGAAAAACGGUCCAGGCAGACAAGUAACUCAAGAUUUAAUAGCGGUGUCAGCAACCCCCAGUCUCCAUUUGCUCAGAUGCCAGGUUCACCAGUAAUGACAGGUUACUAUGGGGUCAGAAGAUCGUGCCUCUCCGACUCAGACCUCCACAACACUAAACAGUUCGCGAGCGACGUCGGCACCUCGGGGCCCGCGGCCAAGCCCUUUGCCUGCGAGGCCCCCGCAGGGCAGAGCCACCCGGGCCUCCUGGAUCCCUACUUCCCGGAGCCCUACGGGGACCACCGGCCCCCGGGCCUGACCCCCGGCACCGGCUCUCUGUUCAGCGCCUCACCCCUGCCGCCGCUCCUGCCGCCUCCUUUCCCGGGGGACCCCCCGACGCACUUCGUGCUUAGGGACUCGUGGGAGCAAACGGCGCCCGACUGUCUCAGCCAGGCCGACCCCGUGCCCACCGACACCCUGCAGAGCCUGCCACCCAGCGCAGGUUGCCUCUCCCAGCCGGAGUCAGGGAGCACCGCCCCGCACAGGAGCUCGAGCUGGGGGGUGCCCCUGGCUGGGGCUCAGUCCUACUCACUGCAUGCACUGGAGGAUCUGUACCAUGUGCCGGGGUACCCCAUGCCACCCCCCCAUCCCUUCACCCCUUUCAUGACGAUGUCCAACGACCUACCACACAAGGUGGUGCCCCUCUCCCCAGAUGAGGGGGCAGACACCGCUGGCCUUCAGGACCCUUCUUCAUGGACCAAAGAAGACGGGAGCAUGGCGUGGGGGUCAUAUGAAUGCCGCAGAGCUUACUGAGGGGCACGCCACCGGACUCCUGCCGUGCUUUUCUUUGAGCUGGGUUCGGUAUUUGACAGAUUGUUUUCAGGGUGUUUCCAGCUCAUUCGGACCUGGAUUUUCAGAAUAUGCCAUCGCGCCACCCUUUGUAAAUGGACCAUGCAUUUACUUGUAAUCCUCCCUCCCACAACCCCACUGAAAUACACGUGAUGUUAAUUCAGGAUAUCAGGGACUAUAUUCUAGUGAGACACUAGAGACUCAUGUGUUGUUGGAACUUUAGGAACGCAUUACAUUUCUGAAUUUCUGUUAUCUUUGAAAUACUUUUAGUGCUCAUAUUUUUCUUAAAUUACAUUUAAAAAGUUUGUGCAGAUCAUGAAAUAUACUGAUUUUCCUGUUCAGUUUUUCUUAGUUAUGAACUGUGUUCUGUAAUAAGAGAAAAAGCAUAGGAUAUAAUAUAGAUUAGGGCACAUAAAGCAAAACUCAUUUUAUACCAUGUGAUUUUUAAAGAGGAAAGUAUUGGGGCACCUGGGUGGCUCAGUCAUUGGAGCAUCCAACUUGAUUUUGGCUCAGGUCAUGAUCUGGGGUUGUGGAAUCAAGCCCCACGUCAGGCUCCAUGCUCAGUGCGGAAUCUGCUUGGGAUUCUCUCUCUCCCUCUUCCUCAGCCCCUCCCCCCUUUCUAAAUAAAUAAAUAAUCUUUUUUAAAAAAUUUUUUAAAAAGGGGAAAGUAUUAUAUAUGUUUCUCUCCUUUGUGACUUGUAAACCAUUUCAAAUAUAGCCCCGUAACUAAUAUAGCACGACAUAUAAACGCUUUAUGUCUUUAAAAUAGGAUGAGGUCAGGAGACUAUGGCUUCAUAAAUACAUAGCUUUGACUCUGCCCUAAAGUCUAGGAUGUCCAAAAAUGAGUCUAAUCCAAAAGCCGAUAUGGGCCCAAAACUUUCUUUGACCCAUGGUAGCCUUAAUCAAACCAGACAUUGUUUCUCUGAUGGAAAAACCUACAGUCAUCAGAGUGGGUUAGUAAAAUGGGUGUUCUAUAAUCAAAUAAGAAUAAGUAAGGAAAAUGCGGAGAACAGAACUGGGCUGUUGGCAAGAAACAACAGACCACAAAACACCAAGAAGUACGGGGGCUUUGGAGAAGGACACAUGGCCAGGUGUCAUGCAAGCACCAUGACACACAACACGUCCCAUUUGAAGGAAGACCUUGCUGGUGGCUCAUUGGUCCGAAAUAUACAGCUCUUCCCAUGUAUAAAGAAACUGACAUCUGAAGCCUCUCUCCAUCUCAUGUAAGUUUGAGCCGGCACGGAUUUCCUUUGCCAGUUGAGUUCACAAAGUAAUUCCCACCAAGAAGUGGGCCUGGCUCCAGGCCAAGCCCGUCAUAAAAGCCUCACACACACCUUGACUUUGCAGAGCACAGUCGAGGCCCACAGGUCCCACCCCACUCCUUCUACUAUUUUCCUGCCACUUUCCUUUCUAUGUUCCCAUAUUACAUUUUCCUGACCCCUCUGGUCCCUUUUGACCCAAUGCCUUUUCCUUCCAUCUCCUGGGGGCCCAUUGCUCUCAUUUUCCACCUGGUUGUCUAAAGCCACUCAAUACAGUUUCCAUCACAUCCUCUGUUACAGUGUCCCAUGCUCUACCUCAGCUAGGUAGGAGUCUAGAAAGAUCAAAUAAGGACAUUAAUUCAUACUUAGAAGUGACUAAUGGAUACUCCUCCUUGUCUGUGCCUUCAUGGAUAUUUUCUGGUGAAGCAAAUACACUCCCAAUUUAUGGAAUGCCCACAGAAAUGCUUGGAUACGGAGCCUCCUGGGAGAGCAUUCUCCAAUGGAGAUAAACUGAUGGUCCCCAGACGCUAGGCUGCCCUCUCCCAGGUCCCCUGCCCCUACUUCCUCCCUCUCACCACACCUUGUCACAGCCUGAUCUUUACUUUGCUCCAUAUUAGCUCUUCACUAGAAAGGGGCAACUUCCACUGUGGGCAAGAAAACAGCUCUUUCUUAAGUCCAGUGAGACUUGAGACCUCAGUCCCGAUCCUGGGAUCUUUGGCAGAGCCAUCUGUCAUCCAGGUCCCUGCAUCCGAAAGAAGAGAUCUGGGUCCCAAAAGCCAUUUUUCUAAAUUGGUUGUAUACAUUUCAUAAUAAUUCCAGUCAUCUGCUGUUGACCAUUGUUACAAAGUAGCAUAUAGCACAAUACUGGUGUGUAGACCAUCAAUAUGUGUCCACGUAGCUUUAACUUCUGUUUGGUUAUAAUGCUAAAUGUUAGACAUGCUCAUUUCCCUUAGUUUGCGCUUAUCUUCUCACGGGUUAUGUUCAUCUUCUCACAACCUAAGGACACACUGGCUCUUAGGUAAGGAGAGCUCAGCAACCAGACCUCAGAACAGAGGUAAAUGCAGGGAUUGCAGUGCAAUCCACAUUCUUCUUAAAGCAUCCAAGCCCUUUCACUAUGCUUCACAAAAGUGAUUUACAAGAAAGGAGACAUACACGGACCCGCACUGCAUCUAGUAUCCAUUUCAGCUACCUGGUCUAAAGGGGACAGAGGCAUGGGGAGGGGUGUUAGGAAUUCCAAGUGGUAGGGAUGAUUUUUAGGAAUUCUAGUUAGCUUGAUAAUGUGUUUCUAUAUUAUUACAUAUAUUUCAAUUUGGUUCAGGUUUAUUGUUCUGGGAAUUGACAAUACUUUGUCACAAGGUGAAACCAAGCUACAAAAUUAUGACAUGGAAAAAUAUCUAUUUCUCUCCCACUCAAGUAUGCUCUCUGUCCCUCUGCAUGCUGGGGACUUAAUGCAUCUGGUCAUAAUAAUGCAUAAUGCCAGCAUCAGAAAAAAAAAAAUGUGCAUCCUCCUCUUCCUUUCCUUCCUUAAACCUGCUGUCCUCAGGCUCAUAACUUUCCUGGGGAAAGCAGGAAAAAUUAGAGAACUCAGGUUCAAAACACUAUCUCCUUUAGGUCCUUUAAGGUUGAAGGUAAGCAGAGACGAUGAUGGCAAGUUCAAGUUACCCAAGAAAGCUGGCUAGAUAAUAAUGUCAAGAAGAACCAGAAAGUGAAUUUGCCCCUGCGAAAACUGCAGUAUACACAAUCCUCCCUGAAAGCACUGGAAACAGACAUUAACAGCAUGUAGUUGAGAGUGUUUGUGCUCUCUUAUAAUGUUAUGCAAAUCCCAGAGAAUGAAAGAAAACCACAUCUUUACCUAGUUUGUUUUAUAAAUGCUCUUAAAUGAGCAGUGUGACUUGCUACACCUCGGUUAAUAAUAGAAUAUAAUGGUACUAUUGUGGUAGGGGAGGAAAUACUCUAGUACUCUAAAGUACUAGAAUUCUCUACAAGAAAUUCCACAAAGGGAAAAGAAUUCCAAAUCCCAAUAGAAAAUAUACAUGUACAUACGUAGAGAUGUACCCACACACAUAGACAUAUAUAUAUAUAUGUAUUACUAGUUGAGCACCUGGGUGGCUCAGUCAGUUAAGCGUCUGCCUUCAGCUCAGGUCAUGAUCCCAGGGUCAGGCUCCCUGCUCAGAGGGCAGUUUGCUUUUCCCUCUGCCCCUCCCCUCACUUGUCCUUGUGCUCUCACAAUCUCUUCUCCCAUCUGACUUCUCUCUCUCUCUCUAGUAAAAAUAAAUAAAAUCUUUAAAAAAUAAGUAUUACUCGUAUCUUUGUGCUCCUUUUUUAAAUAUGUAAAUCUCAAUAAUACAUUCACAAGAAAUAAAACAUCAGUAACACAUAAAAAGCCGAAAUGACUAUUGAUGGAUCCAAGGUUUAAAUCACCUUAACAUUAUAGUGAUUCUACCAACCACAUGCCAAAAUCAUACUUUCUUUAGGUUCUAUCUUUGGGUUCUGUCUCAAGUUUCCUUUCUUUUCAAAACAUUACACUGUUCCUUUACAGACCAUAUUCAAUAAGGACUGACCCUAGAGAGCCUAAAUGCGAAAUCAACCACUCUAGCUAAAGAGUCUCUGACCAAACUCAUCAAGCGAGGACUCACGAAUGGCUCAGACAUGUGUAUCCAGCAUCUGGCUUAGUGCCCAGCAUGUUAUAGGUGCUCAGUAAAAUCUUCGUUAAAUUGAACUAAAAUUAUGCCACAAAAAUGAUUAACUCUUUAGACUCUGACUCUAGGGGCAACAUCUCUCUGAGACUGAUGUGUAAGAAAACCCUGCCAUGUUUAGUAUUUCACAUUAGCCAUAGUCUCUGCAAAUUUUAAUAGUAGUAGUGGUAAUAUAUUUAAGAUGAUUGGCUUAGUAUUUUUAAAUGUCUCUAAGAAGGAAUCCUACUGAACUUUGACGUAGCACAGAAAAAUGUUUGUAUAUUCGUUUAGUAUCUACAUGUACUAUAAUAUGUUCCUAGGAAAUCUCAUACAUAAAAGUUAUUCAAAGCUGGGUGUUAUCUCUGGUGUGAUUAAAACAAAUAUGAUAAAUAGAUAUGGAACUAGAAUCCCUAAAGAUCAGGCUAAAUAAAUAAUAAGAAAAUCUUCUAAUAUUAUGACACCAUGUUAUCUUUGAUCUUUGAUACAGAAAGAUCUACUCUUAGCCUCUGAUAAAUAAGAUGUGUGGGUUUGCAAUAUGCACUCUCAUUGUUAGUAUAUUAUAGGCCAAAAGAGGAGGACAGUAAAAAAUCUUUACAAGUUCGAAAGGGAAGAAAAUGUGGACAAAACAAAUAAUAUUUAAGAAUUAGCUCUUUUGCAUUAGGAAAGCUGAUAAAUAUCCCUACGGACUUUCUACCUAACGAAAUAUCUUGAGUGGAAUAAUCCAGAAGUUUAAUGCUUAGUAAAUGAAUUUAGUCAUAAAUGAAAGAUCACUCAAUUUUUUUUCUUUCUUAACCUUGGUAAUAUAUUCAUAGGCUUUUAUCACAGUCAUCUUUAUAUG
Molecule: messenger RNA, 8355 nt
Organism: Mirounga angustirostris (Northern elephant seal)
Lineage: Eukaryota; Metazoa; Chordata; Mammalia; Carnivora; Phocidae
Gene: POU2AF2
Product: POU class 2 homeobox associating factor 2
Exons: 8
Coding region: 2678-3547 (289 amino acids)
Molecular function (GO): POU domain binding; DNA binding
Source: RefSeq, a predicted model, not a curated record